AUGAAAAUACUACUGCAGCUACUUUUGGGCACUUGCCUGGCUAAUCUAGAGCCGUUGUUCUUUGACUUGAACGGCCGAGAGACACGAUGUUUCAUUGAAGAGAUGCCUAACGAGACGAUGAUGACAGGAAAAUACCAUGCAAAGAUCGUAACAACAGCCACGGGAAUGAUUUCGGAAACAACUCCUGGUUUGGGAAUGCACGUAAAAGUCACCGAUCCCGAAGGAAAAGUGAUAAUGGACAAAAACUACGGCUCGAAGGGAAAAUUUGCUUUCACAACUCAUACUCCUGGAAGUCAUAAAAUGUGCAUUAGUUCGAAUACGACGAAAUGGACCGAGGAGCAUGGAGCUUAUGGAGCGCAGAGGUUGAGGAUUGAUAUUCAGUUCCACAUAGGAGAAGAUCGACAGUAUUACAAGCGAGUGGCUAAAGACGAUAAAUUAUCCGAGCUUCAACUUCACGUCGUAAAACUUGCCGAUCAACUUUCCCAAAUCUCCAAAGAGCAGGAUUUCCAGCGCUACCGAGAAGAAGGUUUCCGAAAAAUCAGCGAAAUCCUCAACUCGCGCGUUCUCUGGUGGGCUGUCAUCCAAAUAAUGCUCGUCGUCUGCGUCGGUCUUUGGCAAACGACUCACAUGCGCGGCUUCUUCCUCAAGAAAAAACUUGUUUAA
Oikopleura dioica is the source of this 663-nucleotide messenger RNA. The record is from the annotation of a GenBank genome assembly. NCBI's taxonomy places the organism in Eukaryota, Metazoa, Chordata, Appendicularia, Copelata, Oikopleuridae.